CAAAGAAAGGACGGACUCCAACAACAAGAUAUACUCUCACCCAUUGGGCUUUCAUUCGUUGGCGAGUGGUCGCCAUGGAUAACAGACAUCUCAACUUGACCCUCUUCAACGGCCAACACAUCCCUGUCAUAGGAUUAGGAACUUGGCAGUGUACGGCAGAUGAAGUCAAGGAAGCUGUCAACGCUGCUCUUGAAACGGGUUACCGGCACAUUGAUACUGCGUACUUGUAUCAAAACGAAGCGGCAAUUGGUCAAGUUAUUCACGAAUGGAUUAACAGCGGGAAGCUUAAGCGUCAAGAGCUAUUCAUAACAACUAAACUGCCAUUUACGGGGAACAAGCCGGAAAAAGUGGAACAUUUUCUCAAACUUUCCCUCGAAAACCUGAAAUUGGAUUACGUCGAUCUCUACCUGAUCCAAUUCCCUAUUGGCUUUUGUGGAGAAGAUGACCGCGAUCUCUUCCCGACAGAUGCAAAUGGAAAAUUGCUCUUGGACUUUGAUUCCAACACCCUCACCCUUUGGAAAGCUAUGGAAUCUCAAGUAGACGCUGGCCGUGCAAAAGCCAUUGGCUUGUCUAAUUUCAACAGCCAUCAAAUCGAAAGGAUUGUGCAAACGUCGCGGAUCAAACCGGCCAAUUUGCAAGUGGAAAUGCACGCAUAUUUCCAGCAAAAGCGAUUGAGAACGUAUUGCAAAAAACACGGCAUCAUCGUUUGCGCGUACGGACCACUCGGAUCCAAAGGCAGAAUUGAUUUCAGUGCUCGAUGCGGAGUGCCGAAGCCUCAAGUCGCAGAUGUGCUGGAUGAUCCAAUGGUGGCGGAAAUUGCCAACGCCCACUCGAAAACAUCCGCCCAAGUGCUACUCAGACACUUGAUACAACUCAAUGUCGUCGUCAUCCCCAAAAGCGUUACACAGUCGAGAAUACGCGAAAAUUACGAUGUUUUCGAUUUCGUUUUAACGGAAAACGAAAUGGAGAAACUCAGCCAGUUGGACAAAAACAAUCGCACUUUUAUUUUUGACGAAUUCGACGGGGUGCCAGAUCAUCCGGAAUACCCUUUCGUCAUUCCGUAUUAAGUUAUCCCUUUCGCUUUCCUGACGAGGAAAACUCAAUUUCGAUGGACAGAGC
This is a messenger RNA of Daphnia carinata, 1119 nucleotides long. RefSeq names its product 1,5-anhydro-D-fructose reductase-like. The record is from RefSeq and is a predicted model, not a curated record. Gene Ontology annotation, molecular function: aldose reductase (NADPH) activity. The transcript has 7 exons. Gene Ontology annotation, cellular component: cytosol. Lineage: Eukaryota; Metazoa; Arthropoda; Branchiopoda; Diplostraca; Daphniidae. The coding region runs from base 75 to 1067 and encodes 330 amino acids.